AUGAACCUGCUGCUGCUGCUGCUGCUUAUUUCACAGCAGCCGAGUCGUGAGGGAUUGAGCAGCGCUGCUCUCCUCACACCCAACUCUCAAUUUUUCACCCGUACCAGAUUCUCAACCCAGCGAUUACGAGCCUUUUCUGUCAUGCACUGUCAGAGCAAGAUUCCACCGAUGGGUUUGGACUGCCUGGCCCAGGUCACCACGUUUCUGAAAGGAGUGACCAUGCGGAACUCAGGGGCCGAUGUGGUGGGAAGGAGGUUGGCGUCUGAGCUGCUGCUGGGAUUGGCAGCACAACGAGGGUCACUGCGCUACCUGCUGGAGUGGGUUGAGAUGGCCCUGGCUGCAUCGGCCGGUGUCAGCAGCCUGGAGCAGAGCCAGGAGGGGCUGAUGGGAUACGACUGCUUCAUGAACAUUCUGACGCAGAUGAGGCGUUCACUGGGUUCAUCUGCUGAUCGCAGCCAAUGGAGGGAGCCGACCCGCACGCCGGAGGGUCUCUGUUCCCUAUACGAGGCUGCACUUUGUCUGUUUGAGGAGGUGUGUCGCAUGGCUUCAGACUACUCAAGAACGUGCGCGAGUCCAGACAGUAUACAGGCGGGUGAGGCAGCCAUGGUAUCUGAGACCUGUGAGGUCUAUGUAUGGGGCAGCAACAGCAGCCACCAGCUCGUAGAGGGCACUCAAGAGAAAAUUCUCCAGCCCAAACUCGCUCCCAGCUUCAGUGAUGCACAAACGAUUGAAGCUGGCCAGUACUGCACAUUUGUUAUCUCCUCUGAUGGUUCAGUCCGAGCGUGUGGGAAGGGCAGCUAUGGGCGCCUGGGACUGGGUGACUCAAACAACCAGUCCACCCUUAAGAAGCUGACCUUUGAACCUCACCGUGCCAAUAAGAAAGUUUCAUCAUCCAAAGGCUCAGAUGGGCACACAUUAGCCUUCACCAGCGAGGGAGAGGUGUUCAGCUGGGGUGAUGGAGACUAUGGCAAACUGGGUCAUGGCAAUAGCUCUACCCAGAAAUACCCCAAACUGAUACAGGGCCCUCUACAAGGAAAGGUGGUGGUUUGUGUAUCAGCAGGGUAUAGACACAGCGCUGCAGUGAGUGAGGAUGGAGAGCUCUACACCUGGGGAGAGGGUGACUUUGGUAGAUUAGGUCAUGGCGACAGUAAUAGUAGGAACAUUCCCACGCUAGUUAAAGACAUCAGUAAUGUAGGUGAGGUGUCCUGUGGAAGCUCCCACACCAUUGCGCUGUCUAAAGAUGGACGUACAGUCUGGUCCUUUGGAGGUGGAGACAAUGGGAAACUGGGUCAUGGUGAUACCAAUCGUGUGUAUAAACCCAAGGUGGUGGAGGCGCUCCAGGGAAUGUUCAUUCGCAAAGUAUGUGCUGGCAGCCAGUCAUCUCUGGCCCUCACCUCUACUGGUCAGGUUUACUCUUGGGGCUGUGGUGCGUGUCUUGGCUGUGGUUCAUCGGAGGCCACUGCGCUAAGGCCAAAACUGGUCGAGGAACUUGCCACAACCAGAGUGGUAGACAUCUCCAUAGGAGACAGCCACUGCCUUGCUUUAUCACAUGACAAUGAAGUGUAUGCCUGGGGGAAUAACUCAAUGGGUCAGUGCGGUCAAGGGAAUUCCACUGGCCCCAUCACCAAACCCAAGAAGGUGAUUGGUUUAGAUGGAGUGGCCAUUCAGCAGAUUUCUGCUGGCACCUCACACAGCCUGGCUUGGACUGCCCUCCCGAGAGACAGGCAGGUGGUGGCUUGGCAUAGGCCAUACUGUGUGGACCUAGAAGAAAGCACUUUCUCUCACCUGCGCUCAUUCCUGGAACGAUACUGUGACGGUAUCAACAACGAGAUCCCACCUCUGCCUUUCCCAUCUUCCAAGGAGCAUCAUAACUUCUUGAAACUAUGUCUACGGCUCUUGUCCAAUCACCUGGCUCUAGCGCUGGCGGGUGGAGUGGCCACCAGUAUCUUGGGACGGCAAGCGCGGCCACUCCGUAAUCUGCUUUUCAGACUGAUGGAUGCAUCAGUGCCGGAUGAAAUCCAGGAAGCUGUCAUCGAGACUCUGUCCGUGGGAGCGACGAUGCUGCUGCCGCCUCUGAGAGAAAGAAUGGAGCUACUGCACUCGCUACUUCCUCAAGGACCAGACCGCUGGGAGAGCCUCUCCAAAGGACAGAGGAUGCAGCUGGAUAUAAUCCUCACUAGUCUGCAGGAUCACACCCAUGUGGCAUCUCUGCUGGGGUACAGCUGUCCUCCAGACACCUCUGAGACUCCCGCUCUACCCUCCGACUCUACGCAUGUUUCUGGCAUUCAUUCUGAUACACAUCCUGACACACACUUGGCAGAGAUCCUCAUGAAAACUUUACUCAGGAACCUGGGCUUUUAUACGGACCAGGCAUUUGGAGAGCUGGAGAAGAACAGUGAUAAGAUCUUGCAGGGAACAUCUUCAUCUGAUAGCAGCCAACCAGCUCACCUCCAUGAACUGCUCUGCUCUUUACAGAAGCAACUACUAGCCUAUUGCCAUAUCAACUGUGUUACAGAGAGUUCCAGUAGUGUGGCACUCCUCCACAAACACCUGCAGUUAUUAUUGCCUCAUGCUACAGAUAUCUAUAAUCGCUCUGCAACUCUUCUGAGAGAAAGCUCUGGUAAUGGCAGCGUGCGUGAGAAGCUACAAGGUGUGAUCUACAUGUCUGCAGCGGGCAGUAUGCUGUGUCAGAUUGUGACGUCUUUGCUGUUGUUGCCUGUUUGGGUGGCGCGGCCGCUGCUCAGCUACCUCUUAGACCUGCUUCCCCCUCUUGACUGUCUCAACAGACUUUUGCCUGCUGCCACACCUCUGGAGGAACAGGAGCUGCAGUGGCCACUGCAUGAGCGCACCAUGGCCAGACACGAGGUGCGAGAGGUGGAGCAGAGACAGACACGGGACGGCUUGCAGAGACGGACACGGGACGGCUUGCGGAACUCUCCUGCAUUGCCUGAGAUUGAGGAUCUGAUCAUCAUCUAUAACCGUGUGCCCAAGACUGCCAGCACCUCCUUCACCAACAUUGCAUAUGACCUGUGCGGAAAGAACCGUUUCCAUGUUCUCCACAUCAACACCACCAAGAAUAAUCCAGUCAUGUCUCUGCAGGACCAGGUUGUUGAUUUGGCCCUUGGAUCAACUAAAGAGCCCACACACAGCUUGUGGACAAACAUGCAGGAUUAUGCCAUCAGCAAGGAUUGGGACAGUGCAUCAUUGCUGAAUGAAGCUCUGUUAGACACAGUGACCCGCUUUGUACUUGCUGUCCUGCUGAAACACACAGGGCUGCUGGGACAGGCGUGUGGAGAAGGGAGAUAUCAGCCAUGUAAACUCUUGGCAGAGGUGUAUCGCAGUGUGUAUAAGGUGCGGAAUCGCCUCUUGGCUUGCAAAAACAUGGAGCUCAUCCAGAUCCGUUCGUCAUCACGAGAACGCAGAAUCUCUGAUAACGUAGACUCUGUGGAGAUGGACCCACAGGAACACUCUUUCACCCGAACUAUAGACGAGGAGGCUGAGCUGGAGGAGAGAGACAGAGAGAGAGAAAGAGAAGAGGGUCAUCAGGAGCAGGAAGAUGAUGAGGAGGAAAGAGAGCAUGAGGUCAUGACCGCAGGAAGUGAGUUCGACACAUUUGUGAAUAGGGAUGCAGCGAUUAACCGGAGUGAGAGCCUGUUGGCAGAGAGUCGGUCCAUCCAGAGCAGUCCCAACUACAGAUUCACAAAAUCCAGGAGUGAGUCUGAUCUCUCCCAGCCAGAGUCUGAUGAGGAGGGAUACUCACUGAAUGUGAGGAGGAAUGUGGAUCUGGAUUUAGCUUUCACUCCUAAAAAAAGAGAAUUCUUAUCAGGAUGUUUUGGCCUUGGUGCUGUUUGCAAUAGGGGACCAAAGGGCGAGAGUGUCCAAUUACACCAUUACCAGGAUGGAGUCAGAGCGGCCAAGAAAAGUUUACAGAUGGACAUUCAGACUGCUGUUCAUAAGAUUUAUCAGCAGCUGUCAGUCACAUUAGAGAAAGCCCUGCAAGCUAACAAGCACCACAUAGAGGCCCAGCAAAGGCUGCUGUUGGUAACGGUCUUCGCUCUAAGUGUGCGAUACCAGCCUGUUGAUGUAUCGUUAGCCAUCUCCAGCGGUCUCUUGGACGUUCUUUCUCAGCUUUGUGGAACGGAAACCCUGCUUGGACAGACACUGCAACUCCUGCACAAGCCUGCAGGAUCUCAGCUCAGCACUGCCCUCAAAGUGGCCAGCACCAGAUUGCUGCAGAUACUAGCCAUCAGCACCGGGACAUAUGCAGACAGGUUGAGUCCUAAGGUGGUCCAGGCUCUGCUGGAUCUUCUUUGCAGUCAGCUGAAGACUCUGCUGGCUCAGGCUGCUGGAAGCACACUCAGUGCAAGUACAGAACUGCAGGAGAAGACUGACGACUGUGCAGAUGCUCCGAAAAAAGAUUUUCGAGCAUUGUUACGUAAGAGACACACAGCAGAGCUGCACCUCGGAGACUUCUUGGUGUUUCUGCGGCGAGUCGUCUCUUCCAAAGCCAUCCAGUCCAAGAUGGCCUCUCCUAAAUGGACUGAAGUCCUUCUCAACAUUGCUGCUCAGAAACGCUGUUCAGGCAUUCCUUUGGUUGGUAAUUUGAGAACACGGCUGUUAGCCCUGCAUGUUUUGGAAGCUGUGCUUCCUGCCUGUGAGAGCAGCGUGGAGGACCAUCAGAUGACCCAGGUGGUGGAGAGGUUGUUCGCGCUGCUCUCGGACUGUAUGUGGGAGGCACCUGUUGCUCAAGCCAAACACACCGUCCAGAUGAAGGAGAGAGAGCAGGAACUCAAACUACAGGGUGAAUCAGAGGAGGAAGAAGAAAAUUUGCCUAUCCAGGAAGUAACCUUUGACCCUGAGAAGGCACAGUGCUGUGUGGUGGAAAGCGGACAGGGAUUGACGCAUGGCAGUGGAGGCAAAGGUUACGGCCUGGCCUCCACUGGCAUUUCCUCUGGCUGUUACCAGUGGAAGUUCUAUAUCGUGAAGGAGAAUCGUGGAAAUGAGGGAACGUGUGUGGGUGUGUCACGCUGGCCUGUGCAUGAUUUCAACCACCGCACAACAGCCGACAUGUGGCUCUACCGCGCUUACAGCGGCAACCUCUACCAUAACGGAGAGCAGACCCUCACGCUGUCCAGCUACACACAGGGAGACUACAUCACCUGUGUGCUGGACAUGGAGGCCAGGACUGUGUCCUUUGGCAAGAACGGAGAGGAACCCAAACUGGCAUUUGAAGAUGUCGAUGCUACAGAGCUCUACCCUUGUGUCAUGUUCUACAGCAGCAACCCUGGGGAGAAGGUAAAAAUCUGUGACAUGCAGAUGAGGGGCACACCACGUGACCUGUUGCCUGGUGACCCAAUGUGCAGCCCUGUGGCCACUGUCCUGGCAGAAGCCACCACCCAGCUGGUCCGGAUCUUACACCGCUCGGAGCGCUGGACUCAAACUAUCAACAGCAGCAUCCUCCAGCGCCUCCAGCAGAUCAGAGGCUGCCUGCGAGAAGGAGCUCCUCCAGCAGGGGCCACCAGACUGCGCAAGAGCCGCUCGGCUCAGAGCAGAGAGGAGCAGGACGAGAAGGAGGAAGAGCGAGAGGUGGAGAGAGGAAGAAGCGGACGGCACACUGCGGCAGAGCUGUCGGAGACGCACCUGCGGACGCUGUGCCACCAGGUGUGGCCGGUGUUAGCUGUGAUAGGGGGAAUAGAUGGUGGGUUAAGGAUGGGGGGACGGUGUGUGCACAAGCAGACGGGGAGACAUGCCACUCUGCUGGGUGUGGUGAAGGAGGGGAGCACAUCAGCUAAGGUGCAGUGGGAUGAGGCGGAGAUUACCAUCAGCUUCCCCACUUUUUGGUCGCCCAGUGACACGCCGUUGUACAACUUGGAGCCAAUUGAGCCUCUACCCUUCGAUGUUUCACGUUUCCGCGGACUCACUGCUGCUCUGCUGCUGGACCUCACCGCCCUCGCCAGCCUACAGGAUGAUGGCUCGAAGUCCACCUCUGGUCGGCGGCACGAGCGGAGACACCGCCACGAACCCCAGGAAGAACCGGAGAACAAGUCACACACCAAACCAAAAGAGGGGGCAGGUGACCUGCGUGUAUCUCACAGCUUGGACGAGGUUCGAGCUUGUGCGCCACCCAACUCCCGCUCCGAGAGCGAGCUGGCUGCCUACACGCAGGAUGCCACGCAGCAGACUCCAGCGGAGGGACGGCGCAGGCUACAGGAGAUGGUGGGGACACGCUCACAGGAGGCAGCUGCGCAGGUGGAGGUGCAUGCGGUGCAGUUGUCGUACCUGUAUCUGGGAGCGAUGAAGACCCUAAGUGUCCUUCUGAGCUGUAGUAAAUACGCCGAACUGCUGCUGAUCCCCAAAGUCACACCUGACAGUGGCCAUAACGCGGAUUGUGCCAGCCCUGGCGUGAGCGUGUGUCAGGAGGAGGCGGAGCUGCGAUCGGCUCUGCAGUUUUUGAUGCGACACAUGGUGAAACGGGCAGUGAUGAGGUCACCCAUCAAAAGGGCACUUGGGCUGGCAGACCUAGAGCGGGCGCAAGUCAUGAUCUACAAACUGGUGGUCAAUAGCCUACUUGAAGAACAGGAAGGCCACAGUUCCAAGACAGUGGACACAGAGUGUGAGGAGUUAGAGGGAGACCAACUAUUUCAAACUCCGGUCACCACCUCCCCAUCAGCCUCCAGUAGCACCUCCUUUAUGAGCUCCUCACUGGAGGACACCACCACAGCGACCACACCCGUUACCACAGCCACCACACCUGUCACAGACGCCGAGACGGCACCGGCUUCUGAAUCACCUGGAGUGAUGCCACUCAGCCUGCUCAGGCAGAUGUUCUCCAGCUACCCGACAACCACACUUCUGCCAGCACGUAGAGCUCAGACCCCUCCCGUGUCAUCACUGCCCACCUCGCCAUCAGACGAGCACGGCCGGAGACAGAGCCUCACGUCACCUGAGUCCCAGCCUGCUAGGACCACCAGCAGGACAGCAUUAUCAGACCCCAGCAGUCGUCUUUCCACAUCUCCACCUCCUCCUGCCAUCGCAGUUCCGCUGUUGGAAAUGGGUUUCUCACUCAGGCAGAUCAUGAAAGCUUUGGAAGCAACAGGUGCACGUGGUGAGGCAGAUGCUCAGAACAUCACUGUGCUUGCGAUGUGGAUGAUAGAACACCCAGGCACGGCAGACUCUGAUGAGGCUUCAGACCCCUUCUCCGGUGCGGCAGGAGGGGGUAAGAGCACAGAGAGGAGCUACCUGCGCUCACCGGGUGACAUUCCUAACGCUGAUGCUGCAGAGAUGGAGGAGGGAUUCAGUGAGAGUCCUGAAGGUCUUGAUCAAGAUUUGGGCUCUUCCUCUGCUGGCCCUACUCCCAGAGGACGCUCUGCAGCCAGCAGGAAACACCGCUUUGACCUGGCUGCACGCACUUUACUAGCUCGUGCAGCUGGACUGUACCGCUCAGUGCAGGCACAUCGAACUCAAGCGCGUCGAGAAGGUUCUGGACUGCAGCAGGAGCCUGGGCCUCUUGGGGCGCUGUACGACUUCAAUCUGGAUGAAGAGUUGGAGCUCGAAUUGGAUCAGGAAGCCAUGGAGGCCAUGUUCACCCAGGAGCUUGCAUCAGAUUCCGACAUUCUGGGAAUGUGGAUCCCGGAGGUACUGGACUGGCCAACGUGGCAUGUGUGUGAGUCAGAGGACCGAGAUGAGGUGGUUGUGUGUGAGCUGUGUGGGGUCAGCGUGUCCAGUUUCAACCAACACAUGAAGAAGAGUCACCCGGGAUGUGGUCGCAGUGCCAAUCGCCAGGGUUACCGCAGCAAUGGCUCUUAUGUUGACGGCUGGUUCGGAGGGGAGUGUGGAAGUGGAAAUCCCUAUUAUCUGCUCUGUGGCAGCUGCAGAGAGAAAUACCUUAACAUGAAGAGCAAGAUCAAAGGGCCACUGCCUGAGAGGUAUAAAGGUCAAGCACCAGACCUGCUGGGAAAGCAAGACUGUGUGUAUGAAGAAGACUGGGACAUGUUGGAUGUAGAUGAUGCAGAGCGUCUGACCGGUGAAGAGGAGUUUGAGUUGCUCUCUGCUCCACUGGGUCUUAGUGAACGCAGACCUGUCCCCGAGGCUGUCCAUUUUCCAGACACUGAUCCUCUCGGCGCUUCUGUUGCCAUGAUCACUGCAACCAACAGCAUGGAGGAGACUCUCUUGCAAAUAGGUUGCCAGAGCUCAGUGGAUAAGAGCUCAUCAGGUCGCUUGUCUUUGGGGGAGCAGGCGGCAGGUCUGCAGACGUCUGCUGAUCGCCUGGUGGCUCUGAAAAGAGUCACUGCAGCUGCACAAGUCCUGUUAGCCAGAACAAUGGUCAUGAGAGCGCUGUCCCUGCUAUCAGUUAGUGGCUCUAGUUGCAGUCUAGCAGCAGGAUUGGAGUCUCUGGGCUUGACGGACAUUAGGACUCUGGUGCGUCUGAUGUGUUUGGCUGCGGCAGGUAGAGCUGGACUUUCCACAGGCCUUACAUUAGGCCCUGGAUACUCUGAGCGCCCACGAGGGGCUAGCAAGCCCACCAAACCCAUCUCUUGUUUGGCGUACCUCAGUACCGCCGUUGGCUGUCUGGCAUCGAACAGCCCCACCGCUGCCAAACUCCUGGUCCAGCUGUGCACUCAGAAUCUGAUAUCAGCUGCCACCGGGAUGAAUCUGACGACAGUAGAUGAUCCAAUUCAGAGAAAGUUCUUGCCCAGUUUCCUGAGGGGAGUGGCGGAAGAAAACAAGCUGGUGACGUCGCCCAAUUUUGUGGUGACCCAGGCGCUGGUAGCUUUGCUUGCCGAUAAAGGUGCCAGGCUUCGACACGGCUACGACAAGGCUGAACUGGAAAAAAGAGGCCCAUUGGAGCUGGCAAAUGCAUUGGCAGCAUGCUGCCUCUCAUCUCGGCUUUCGUCGCAGCACCGCCAAUGGGCCGCGCAGCAGCUGGUGCGCACACUGGCGGCUUACGACCGAGAUAACCAGAGCCGCCCGCAGACCUUUGCUGACGUGGCAGGAGACCUGCGGAAGUGGUCCACUUUCAGACUCGAGGCCCACCAGAGCAGGGUGAUCACAUGUGGGUGGUGUAGUAAAAAAGGCCUUCUGGCAACUAGCGGGAAUGAUGGGACAGUCCGUAUUUGGAACGUGACCAAAAACCUGUACACUCUGCAGCAGACAUGUGUCUUUAAUAAAGGAGAGGAUACUUCAGAGGAGUUUAUGGGUAAUCUGGGGUCUCCAGGGGAUCCAAACUUGGCUCCAGUGGCUUGGAGUGUCAGUGGGAAGUACUUGGCUGCUGCCAUGGAAAAAAUAGUAAACAUUUGGCAAGUCAAUGGUGGGAAGGCCUCGUUGAACCUGCAGCCUCAUUGGGUGUCAUCGUUAGCUUGGCCAGAAGAGGAGGCAGGGUCUCUGUGGGGCGGGGAGCCUCGAGAGCUCCUGUUAGUGGGUCGCAUGGAUGGGACACUGGGACUUCUCGAGGUUCUUGAUGAUUCUGAUAUGCAGAGAACUGAACUCCAGCACUGCUUCAGGAAAGAUGUGGCCGUGAUGCAAAUUGCAUGGUACAGUGAGGAUCGUCCCUUUGCAGUUGGAUAUGCUGAUGGAAGGCUUCUGAUUGGCUCUAAAGAGCCUGCAGAGAAUGGAUCUGUGGUGGUUAUAGAUGCCCACAAGGAAAGCAUCAGUUCGUUGCGCUGGGCUCCUGGUGGGCAAGUGUUACUAAGCUGUGCUAAAGAGGAGAUUGUGCGUUUAUGGACAGUGUCAGGGACAGGUUUGGGUCAAAGCUGGACAUGUCUGCAAAGUAUCACCCAUCCUGCUGUUGUCAAUGCUGUUGCCUGGUGCAGCCUGCCUGGUCAGGGACCUAAACCUCUCAACAUGUUUGCCACAUGUUGUCAGAAUGGUCUGGUGACUGUGUGGACGGUACCGCAGGACCCUUCUUCAUACUCACAGUCCAGCACUGCCUGCCCUGAUGCCUGGUGGGAAUCAGAAUUCAAAUCCAAACUGAUGCUGGACCCCCAGCGGUGUGAAGGAGCAGUGUGUGUGUUCCAGCUGCAGGGUCAUAUGACUCCUGUGCGGACAGUAGCGUUCAGUCCAGAUGGGCUUGCUCUUGUGUCUGGAGGAGUUGGCGGACUUUUGAACAUCUGGUCUUUGCAGGAUGGAUCAGUGCUGCAGACAGUAGUUGCUGGAUCUGGAGCAAUUAACAGCACAGUUUGGAUCCCUGACGUAGGUGUAGCUGUUUGCUCCAAUCGCUCAAAGGAUGUGCUGGUCGUUAAUAGCUCAGCAGAGUCCAUGUCAACCAAUCACGUCUUAGCAACUUGCCGCAUGGCACUAAAAAAGCAGGGCGUUGUGGGACUGAACAUGGCUCCAUGCAUGAGAGCCUUCCUGGAGAGACUUCCCAUCAUGCUUCAGGAGCAGUAUGCGUAUGAGAAGCCUCAUGUGGUGUGCGGAGAGCAGCUCGUCCACAGUCCUUACAUGCAGUGUCUGUCGUCUCUAGCGGUGGGUCUGCAGCUGGACGCUCUGCUGUGUCACCCUCCUGUCCCACCUCACCUGGCCCACUGCCCACCUGAGCCUGGCUCCUCCUCCACCCCCUCCCCCGUCUCCUGGGCCAACAGUGAGUGGGCGUGGCUUCACUGCUUUUCCACCACCGUCAAAACGGCCGAAGCCCUCGCACGCGGGCACACCUUUCCCGAGUCUUUCAUCGUCCCAGACCUGGAGCCCGUGGCCAAAGACAAACUGGCACUGCUUAUGGACAACAGCAAGUGGGUGUCUGGGUUGGAUGAGCAGAUCAUGUCAUGGGCCACUUCCAGACCAGAAGACUGGCACCUUGGAGGGAAGUGUGAUGUGUUUUUAUGGGGUGCUGGCAGGCAUGGACAGCUCGCCGAGGCCGGGCGAAACAUUCUGGUGCCAACUCUGGCUCCCUCUUUUUCUCAGGCCCAACAGGUUGUUUGUGGGCAGAACUGCACAUUUGUGAUCCAGGCUAACGGAACAGUGUCUGCAUGUGGCGAGGGCAGUUAUGGCCGCCUCGGACAAGGAAAUUCAGACGAUCUGCACGUCCUCACUGUCAUAUCUGCUCUGCAAGGCUUUGUGGUGACCCAGCUAGUAACGUCCUGUGGGUCUGAUGGCCAUUCGAUGGCUCUAACUGAGAGUGGCGAGGUGUUCAGCUGGGGAGAUGGAGAUUACGGAAAACUGGGCCAUGGUAACAGUGACAGACAGCGAAGGCCGCGACAGAUAGAGGCACUGCAGGGAGAGGAGGUGGUGCAGAUGUCGUGUGGAUUUAAACACUCAGCGGUGGUGACUGCAGACGGAAAGCUCUUCUCCUUUGGUAAUGGAGAUUAUGGCAGACUGGGACUUGGAAACACCUCUAACAAAAAGUUACCAGAGAGAGUCAGUGCACUGGAGGGCCACCAGGUUGGGCAGGUUGCAUGUGGGCUGAAUCACACUUUGGCAGUAUCGGCUGAUGGAAUGACCGUCUGGGCAUUUGGAGAUGGAGACUAUGGCAAACUGGGACUGGGAAACUCUACAGCCAAAUCCUCUCCACAGAAAGUGGAUGUUUUGUGUGGAAUUGGAAUAAAGAAGGUGGCAUGUGGCACACAGUUCUCUGUUGCUCUAACCAAAGAUGGAAACGUGUACACAUUUGGGCAGGAUCGCUUGAUUGGUCUGCCAGAGGGUCGAGCACGAAAUCAUAACCGGCCUCAGCAAGUCCCUGCUUUAAUGGCCGUGUUUAUAGAAGAUGUGGCUGUUGGGGCCGAACACACGCUUGUUCUCUCAUCAACUGGAGAUGUUUAUGCCUGGGGGAGCAACUCAGAGGGACAGCUGGGCUUGGGCCACACCAACCAUGUUAGAGAGCCGACCCUCAUCAGUGCUUUACAAGGCAAAAACAUCCAGCAGGUAUCUGCAGGCCGCUGCCACAGUGCAGCAUGGACUGCACCGCCUGUACCGCCACGUGCUCCAGGUUCAUCAGUGCCUCUGCAGCUGGGCUUGCCCCUGUGUGUGCCUCCUCAGUACAGUGUCCUAAGAGAGGUCAGUAUAGAGGCUCUGAGAGCCCGACUGCGCCUGCUCUACCACUUCUCUGACCUCAUGUACUCCUCAUGGAGACUGCUGAACCUCAGCCCCAACAACCAGAGCUGCACGUCACGCUAUAAUGCAGGUACAUGGGGUAUAGUCCAGGGUCAGCUGAGGCCCCUGCUGGCCCCUAGAGUUUACACACUGCCCAUGGUGCGCUCUAUCGGGAAGACCAUGGUGCAGGGGAAGAAUUACGGCCCACAGAUUACAGUCAAAAGAAUCUCUACACGAGGAAGGAAGUGUAAGCCCAUAUUUGUGCAGAUCGCCAGGCAGGUUGUGAAACUAAACGCAUCUGAUCUAAGGCUGCCGUCACGAGCCUGGAAAGUCAAGCUUGUGGGAGAGGGGGCAGAUGAUGCCGGAGGGGUGUUUGACGACACAAUCACAGAGAUGUGCCAGGAGCUGGAGACAGGAGUGGUGGAUCUUCUCAUCCCUUCUCCCAACGCCGCAGCAGAGGUGGGCUACAACCGAGACAGGUUCUUGCUGAACCCCUCAGCCUGUCUGGAAGAGCACCUGCUGCAGUUCAAGUUCUUGGGUAUUCUGAUGGGAGUGGCCAUCCGCACUAAGAAGCCUCUAGACCUGCAUCUCGCUCCAGUGGUGUGGAAGCAGCUGUGCUGUAUUCCUCUCACUCUUGAAGAUCUGGAGGAAGUGGACCUGCUGUAUGUGCAGACCCUCAACAGCAUCUUACACCUGGAGGACAGCGGCAUCACAGAGCAGAACUUUCAUGAGAUGAUUCCACUGGACUCCUUUGUUGGCCAAAGUGCAGAUGGGAAAAUGGUUCCCAUCAUCCCCGGAGGAAACAGCAUACCGCUGACCUUUUCCAAUAGGAAGGAGUAUGUAGAGCGUGCCAUUGAGUAUCGCCUGCAUGAAAUGGAACGCCAGGUGGCAGCGGUGCGCGAGGGCAUGUCCUGGAUCGUGCCUGUUCCCUUGCUCUCCUUACUAACAGCGCGGCAGCUGGAGCAGAUGGUCUGCGGGCUGCCGGAGAUCAGCGUGGAGGUUCUGAAGAAGGUGGUCCGCUACAGGGAGGUGGACGAGCAGCAACAGCUGGUGCAGUGGUUCUGGCAGACGCUGGAGGAGUUCUCCAAUGAGGAGAGAGUCCUCUUCAUGCGCUUCGUCUCGGGACGCUCUCGUCUGCCAGCUAACACUGCUGAUAUAUCCCAGAGGUUCCAGAUCAUGAAGGUGGACCGGCCGUACGACAGUCUUCCCACCUCUCAGACGUGCUUCUUCCAGCUCCGCCUCCCACCUUACUCUAGCCAACCAGUCAUGGCGGAGCGGCUGCGUUAUGCUAUUAAUAACUGCCGUUCUAUCGACAUGGACAACUACAUGCUCUCUCGCAAUGUGGACAAUGCAGAGGGGUCGGACACAGAUUACUGACCCCCUACAUGCACAUGUAAACACAGUGUAUGCUGUGUAGGACUCAGUUUAGUAUUCGGUGCAGGCUUUUAUGAUUUUUAUGCUGACAGAUGUUUUCAACACAUAAUCAAGUGUUUUUAUUUCACCUUUCGUUUCUUCGCAAUUAAGCUGAACUUGGGUGGGCCGCACAAUCUGUUUACACACAUGUACACACUCGCCUUCUCUUUACUUUGAAGCACAGUUUUUCUCCACUAUUCAUUCUUCUUUUGGCGCUGCCUUUUUUUCAGGAUAUUCUGCAUGAAACUGUUUUAUUUAAAAAAAAAAAAAAAAUUAUAGAAUGACAAAAAAAGAAAAAAUUGUACAUUAUGUAUAAUGCUUCAUUAGGAAAUUGUUUUACAUGAGUACCUGUAUUUAUUUGAAUUUUUUGAAUCGCCUACACCAGGUUUCUUAUGUCAGAUGCAAUAAAUGUUUGAAUCUGAAA
Molecule: messenger RNA, 13858 nt
Organism: Sinocyclocheilus grahami
Lineage: Eukaryota; Metazoa; Chordata; Actinopteri; Cypriniformes; Cyprinidae
Product: probable E3 ubiquitin-protein ligase HERC1
Cellular component (GO): membrane
Molecular function (GO): ubiquitin-protein transferase activity; sulfotransferase activity; protein binding
Source: RefSeq, a predicted model, not a curated record